AUGUCGGCCCAGCCUGCGUCCAAGAAGUUCGGCUCGUCGACCCGUUCGGUCCCUCACGCCUCCCAGAAGGCCCAGAAGUGGUAUCCCACCUCUGACGAGCCCCAGAAGAAGCAGCCCGGUACCGUCCUCAUCCUCCUCGCUGGUCGUUUCAGGGGCAAGCGCGUCGUUCUUCUCAAGGCCCUCGACCAGGGUGUCCUCCUCGUCACCGGCCCCUUCAAGAUCAACGGUGUCCCCCUCCGAAGAGUCAACGCCCGCUACGUCAUUUCGACAUCCUACAAGGUCGAUGUUUCCGGCGUAGAUGCUAAGAAGAUCGAGGAGAUCUCCCAACCGAAGUACUUCGUCGGUGAGAAGGAGAAGGAGAAGUCUGGCGAGGAUGCUUUCUUCAAGCAAGGCGAGAAGCCCGUGAAGAAGGAGGUUAGCAAGAACCGCGUGGAGGACCAGAAGGCUAUCGACAAGGCCCUUAUCGCCAGCAUCAAGAAGGUCGAGUUCCUUCCCAGCUACCUCGCCGCUUCUUUCUCUCUGCGAAAGGGUGACAAGCCCCACGAGAUGAAGUGGUAA
Messenger RNA from Parascedosporium putredinis, 558 nucleotides. The record is from the annotation of a GenBank genome assembly. NCBI's taxonomy places the organism in Eukaryota, Fungi, Ascomycota, Sordariomycetes, Microascales, Microascaceae.